Pyricularia oryzae 70-15 is the source of this 2307-nucleotide messenger RNA. Its product is annotated as malonyl CoA-acyl carrier protein transacylase. Gene Ontology annotation, cellular component: mitochondrion. Gene Ontology annotation, molecular function: [acyl-carrier-protein] S-malonyltransferase activity. The coding region runs from base 294 to 1661 and encodes 455 amino acids. The record is from RefSeq and is a predicted model, not a curated record. Lineage: Eukaryota; Fungi; Ascomycota; Sordariomycetes; Magnaporthales; Pyriculariaceae. The transcript has a single exon. Gene Ontology annotation, biological process: fatty acid biosynthetic process.
GUUGAGCUCAACCUUAAUACACUCACUGCCUUGGGCCUGCAUCUUCUUUUUUUUUCGGUUUACUGCAUCACCGUUGCUUUUCAAACAUGAAAAGCUUCCCUGAGCAGUAAUUGUUCUAAAUUAUAUACGGAACCCAUUUGGCUCGUCGUAUACACUCCAAUAAUUUCUUUUGUGUUCAUCAACUGCAAUUGCGUGGUCGGUCGGCCAGUUGAUCUGCUGAUCUUCCUGUACCUCGGCUUCAGCGGAUCGCAUCACCAAGGGAAGACAGUCACGGGCCAAGGGAUCAAGCCACCAUGGGAAACAUCACGGCCGCCACACGGCGCAUCGCUGGGAGGAGGGCUCACAAAUGCACAAUACCAACCACUACUAAUUAUUUACCUUUACCAUUAUCAUCAUCAUUGCCACCGCCAUUUCUACCGUCAACAUCAUCGCAAUCGCAACAACACCGUAAUGCCUCCACAUCUACAUCCACCUCCACCUCCACUUCCCCAUCCUCAGCACUGCCCCCCUCAUCUAUCAAACACACCUCCACCACCACAGGGAAACCUCGCCGCCCAAGAACGGCAAUAUUCUUCCCCGGCCAGGGCGUCCAGAAAGUAGGCAUGCUGACGCCCUGGCUGGAGAACUUCCCCUCCACGGCCCGGCCUAUAAUCCAGGAGAUCGACGACUGUCUGGGUUACAAGCUCUCGGACAUCAUCCGGGACGGGCCCAACAAGCUCCUGACGGCCACCCCUCACGCCCAGCCUGCCAUCAUGGCCACGUCCAUCCUGAUCCUCCGCGUGCUGGAGCGCGACUUUGGCUUCUCCCCGCUCGAGCACAAGGUCAACUUUGUGCUGGGCCACUCCCUGGGCGAGUUCGCCGCCCUGGUCGCGGGGGGUUACCUCACCUUUGCCGACAGCCUGCGGCUCGUCCAGCGGCGGGCUCAGGCCAUGGCGGCCGCGACCAGGGCGGCGCGCGAGGGGAGGCCCGACGUCGAGUACGGCAUGGUGGCCAUUGUCACGGAGCCCGAGUACCUGCCGCGGCUAGUGCAGGCGAUCCGCGAAUUCCUGGGACACUCGAGCGAGGGCGCCAAGGCCGAGUCGUCGGCCUCGGCCGCACCCAUCGAGCAUGUCUCCAUCGCAAAUGUCAAUAGCAAGAACCAGAUCGUGCUGUCGGGCGAGCUGGGCCGCAUAAAGACCCUCGUGGCCCACGUGAGGCAGUUUCUGGGUCACGACCCCCGCGCCGUCCGCCUAAACAGCGACAGCCCCUUCCACUCGCCCAUCAUGAGGCCAGCCGUCGCAGUGGUGCGAGACAUGCUGGCUGCCGGCGGUGAGGGCGGCGGCAUGGUUACCUUUCCCGCCAAGAUUCCCUGCGUUAGUAACAUCAGCGCCCGGCCGUUCGAGAGCGAGGCCCAGCUCAAGGACCUGCUAGCCCGUCAGUGCCUGGAGACCGUCAGGUGGUGGGACAGCAUACGGUACCUCGACCAGCGGGAAAAGGUGAGACGCUGGAUCGGCAUUGGGCCCGGUAAGGUAGGGAGGAACCUGGUUGGCAAGGAGGUCGGAAUGCGUGGUAAGGGCAUCGUCAAGGGCGCGGGGGUGUGGGGCAUCACGGAGCCUAGUGAGGUCGAGGAGGUGUUGAGGGGCCUGGAGGAGACGGAGUUUGUUGUCGAUGAGCUGGACUGAUUUACGGCUCUCUGACUUGCUUUUUUUUUGGGCAGUCCAGUUUUGGCUAGUCGACAUACACCAAUCACUACAUGUCACAACCAACAGCGGUGAUCAUUUCUACAUGAAGCUCUUGUGGCAGCUUUGACAAAACUAAAACUGACUGAAGGAUCCAGUAACCUUGGACAACCUCAGCAGCUUGAACAUUAGUGACAUGUCUGUGUGGCCUAGCCUCCUGUCAUAGCUCCCUCCUCUUCGCGCUAGGGUGUACGGUACGCCAUCAGGGGCACGCCACGUUAGUGGACGGAUAUUUCCAGGUCCCAGCUACCACCAGGCUGGCCUCGUCUUAUUAUUGCUACUUCGCGAUCCUCGUUUCAUUUCAUUGGCCACCUAGAUACCGAUUUUUAACAGCAUUUCUUUUCUUCCAAGAGUAAACAAACAAACGUUGAAACUUUGAACUCUAUACGAGAAAACUCUUUUCUUUGCUUUUUUAUCUUUUAGCAACAGACAGGACAAGGUACUCCGUAUAACGACGAGGCCAUGUAUGUAACUACUGGUACGGAAAAUACGGAUCUUUUUGGGCAUGCACCCUAAAGGAACCAACCCAAUCGGGUCAAUAAUUGCACAGAUACGCCACAGCGGUUUCUUCCGGUUGUUUUCAUUUGGG